This is a messenger RNA of Monoraphidium neglectum, 639 nucleotides long. RefSeq lists its product as hypothetical. The record is from RefSeq and is a predicted model, not a curated record. The transcript is spliced from 4 exons. Bases 1 to 639 code for a protein of 212 amino acids. NCBI's taxonomy places the organism in Eukaryota, Viridiplantae, Chlorophyta, Chlorophyceae, Sphaeropleales, Selenastraceae.
AUGGGAUUUUGGCCUGUCUCAGCCGCGCGGUCCCUGGCCCUUCGCUACGCCACUCUCGAGGCCAUGCCCCCGCUGAGCAGCGGCAGCAGCAGCCCCAGCAGCAGCAGCGGCAGCAGCCCCAGCGGCACCCACCGAAGCAAACUCGGCGACGGCCGGCCCGCCGCGGCCAGCAGCAGCAACAGCAGCGGCAGCGGCGACGGCGCCGCCUCGCCCGCCGCGCCGGAGCAGCGCGAGCGGCCACGGUACCCGCCGUUUGACCCGCACGUUCACGGCGUGCUGUACAUGCUGAGGGCGGAGGACAUGGAGAAGCUGAAGAAGCGGGAGGGGGGCUACGUCUUGAAGGACAUGGAGGUUCAGACGUAUGACGGCCGCCGCGUGAUAGCGCAGUCCUUUGUGUCGGCCCCCCUGGCCAUGCUGCCGGUUGAGGUGGCGCCGACUGAGAAGUACAUGCGCGCGCUGCGCGAGGGCGCCGCAGACAACUACCUCGACCCCCUCCACCAGGCGUGGCUGAGCAGCGUGGAGACUGUCAGCAGUGCGGGCCUGGGCGCGGAGUACUUUAACACGCCCUCGAAGUUCAUCGCAUACGGCUUCCUGGCCAUCGUGGCCCUCAUGGUGGUCGGGUUCUUCGUGCAGCACUGA